UAUUCUUUUAAGUAUAUCUGUGAAUACAUUUCUUCAAGUUAGUUCUGGGCAAGACACAACUACAAGUAAAAUAAAAGCUACAAUACUAAUACAGCCGUGGCCAACAAGUGUAAAACUACAAACUACCUACCAGAA
Molecule: messenger RNA, 135 nt
Organism: Racocetra persica
Lineage: Eukaryota; Fungi; Glomeromycota; Glomeromycetes; Diversisporales; Gigasporaceae
Source: the annotation of a GenBank genome assembly